Molecule: messenger RNA, 1494 nt
Organism: Aspergillus vadensis CBS 113365
Lineage: Eukaryota; Fungi; Ascomycota; Eurotiomycetes; Eurotiales; Aspergillaceae
Product: glycoside hydrolase family 16 protein
Exons: 3
Coding region: 13-1314 (433 amino acids)
Biological process (GO): glucan catabolic process
Molecular function (GO): hydrolase activity, hydrolyzing O-glycosyl compounds
Source: RefSeq, a predicted model, not a curated record
CAGUUCAUCGCGAUGCGACGCACCGCGACUCUUCUUUCGGCCUUAGGCCUCACGGCGCAGCUCAGCUCUGCAGCCUACACUUUACAAGACGAUUACUCGGGCGAUAGCUUCUUCGAUGGCUUCAGUUUCUUCACUGGCGCCGACCCUACCAACGGCUUCGUCGACUACGUCGAUGAAGCCACCGCCCAGAGCAAUGGCUAUAUCUCUACCUCCGGCGACGCCCCCGUCUACAUGGGCGUCGACCACACCAACAUCGCCGGCAGUAGCGGCCGUCAAAGUGUCCGCAUCAGCAGCGAUGCCACCUACAACCAUGGUCUCUUUAUCCUCGACCUCGGACACAUGCCCGGAGGUGUCUGCGGUACCUGGCCUGCCUUCUGGCUCGUCGGCGCCGACUGGCCCAACAAUGGCGAAAUCGACAUCAUCGAAGGCGUGAACCAACAAUCUGGCAACGACAUGACCCUGCACACCAGCGACGGGUGCAGCGUCUCCUCUUCCGCAGACUUCACCGGCUCCAUGACCACCAGCAACUGCUACGUCUCCGCCGCAGGCCAAUCCAAUAACGCCGGGUGCGGUAUCACCGACCCCGACGGCACCUCGUACGGCACUGCCUUCAAUGCCAAUAACGGAGGUGUCUUCGCGACGGAAUGGACUUCAGAUGCUAUCAGUAUCUGGUUCUUUGAACGUGGAAGCAUCCCUGAUGAUAUUGAUUCGGGCAACCCGGACCCGGAUUCUUGGGGUUCUCCUGUUGCGAGGUUUCAGGGUGAUUGUGAUAUUGAUGCCCAUUUUGAUAGUUUGCAGAUUAUCUUCGAUACUACCUUCUGCGGCGACUGGGCCGGUAAUGUCUGGGGUUCGGGCAGUUGUGCGUCUGUCGCUAGCUCGUGUAGUGAUUAUGUGGCGAAUAAUCCGGAGGCUUUUGCCGAGGCUUAUUGGAUUAUUAACUCGUUGAAGGUUUAUCAGGAUGAUGGUGAUGAUGAUGAUGAUACUGUUGCUGGGGUGGUUGAUUAUGGGGAUGAUGAGGAUGAUCAGGACGACGACGAUGAUGAUUCGGAUGAUGACGAUGAUUCAGACGAUGAUGAUGAUGAUGAUGAUUCUGAUGAUGAUUCAGACGAUGAGGACGACGAUGACGACGACGAUGAUGAUUCAGACGACGAUGAUGACAAUGAGUCUCGUCCCUGGAGAGGUGGAGGAGGAGGAAGGAACCAUCAUGGUUCGAUGCUGAACGCGUCGACAUCGACCUCGUCGUUCCCUAGCCCGUCGUUUGUGAGAAAGGCCAGGUGGGAGAGGAGGAAUCCGAUGGCGGGAAUGAUCUUCUAGGCUCCUCACUCGUCUGUCUUGUUUUCGUCUUGUCUUGUCUGAUUCCAUUCAUCACAUCUUCAUCUUCAUCUUCAGCUCGUGUUCACUCAUUUGAUUUAUUGGUGCGUUGGUUGCCUGAGAUUGCGGUCAUUGAUUCUUCGAUUGAUUGAUUGGUUGACUGUUGUUUUGUUCACUCUUUCG